AUGCUCACAGCUGCUAAGAUUGCUCGCGAUCUACGACUCAAGGAUGGCUACCGUAUCGUGGUGAACAAUGGCCGUGAUGCUUGUCAAAGUGUUUUCCAUCUUCAUCUUCAUGUACUUGCUGGGCGACAACUAGCAUGGCCUCCAGGAUUUAAGUACGUACGACGAUCCGAAACAGUAGGAUAUGGAAGUGGUUUAUAA
Messenger RNA from Cooperia oncophora, 198 nucleotides. The record is from the annotation of a GenBank genome assembly. NCBI's taxonomy places the organism in Eukaryota, Metazoa, Nematoda, Chromadorea, Rhabditida, Trichostrongylidae.